AUGGACUCUAUAUCGGAUGCGGCCGGAUCGAUGGAGCUGAUAACGGCGAGCUAUAAAAGGCCGGGGGGCGGCUGCGGCCGCGCUACAGCUACAGCCCCGAGGUGCCGUGCCGGGAUGGGGCUGCGCCCCGCCGCGCUGGCGCUGCUCGGUCUGGCGGCUGCCGCCGCCUCCGCGCUGCCGCUGCCGCUGCCCGACGCCGGCCCGCACCUCAACUACGGCUGGGGAGAGCCCAUCCGGCUGCGGCACCUCUACACCGCCAGCAAGCACGGGCUCUUCAGCUGCUUCCUGCGCAUCGGCGCCGACGGCAGGGUGGACGCGGCCGGGAGCCAGAGCGCGCAGAGUCUGCUGGAGAUCCGCGCCGUGGCCGUGCGCACCGUGGCCAUCAAGGGCGUGCAGAGCUCCCGGUACCUGUGCAUGGACGAGGCGGGGCGGCUGCACGGGCAGCUCAGGUAUUCCACUGAAGACUGUUCCUUUGAGGAGGAGAUUCGUCCGGACGGCUACAACGUAUAUAAAUCCAAAAAACACGGAAUAUCAGUGUCUUUGAGCAGUGCCAAACAAAGACAGCAGUUCAAGGGGAAAGAUUUCCUUCCCCUGUCUCACUUCUUGCCCAUGAUCAACACGGUGCCUGUGGAGUCAGCAGACUUUGGUGAAUAUGGGGAUUACAGCCAGGCCUUUGAGCCAGAGGUGUUCUCCUCGCCCCUGGAGACGGACAGCAUGGACCCCUUUGGCAUCGCCUCUAAACUGUCCCCAGUGAAGAGCCCCAGCUUCCAGAAGUGA
Messenger RNA from Cinclus cinclus, 777 nucleotides. It is a transcript of the gene FGF19, whose product is annotated as fibroblast growth factor 19. The record is from RefSeq and is a predicted model, not a curated record. NCBI's taxonomy places the organism in Eukaryota, Metazoa, Chordata, Aves, Passeriformes, Cinclidae. Gene Ontology annotation, molecular function: fibroblast growth factor receptor binding; growth factor activity. Gene Ontology annotation, biological process: cell differentiation; positive regulation of cell population proliferation; regulation of cell migration. The transcript has 3 exons. Gene Ontology annotation, cellular component: extracellular region; cytoplasm. Bases 1 to 777 code for a protein of 258 amino acids.